AUGGACAUAAUGGGCUACCAGGCCGCGACGGCUGAGAUGGAGCUAAAGGUGAAAAGGGCGUGGUAGGUCCUCCUGGUUCACGUGGUGAGAAGGGAGAAAGGGGACCAAGUGGAACAGACACCGAUCACAGAAACUGGAAACAGUGCGCGUGGAGGUACUACGACGGGCGUGACAUUGGACUGAUUAAGGUUUGUGGAUUCUAAAAUUAGUGCGAUGAACGGCUACAGUCAACUUUGGUUUGGUUAGAUGAUAAUUAUAAAUAGGAUGGAAGGUUCCUGUCCAUUGGCACCAUUACGGGAUGAAAAAGAUUCUUUUAAACAGACAUGUAAAUCAAUAAUUGAGUUUUAAUUUGUUCUUGCAGGAUUGUCAUUUCACUAAAACUAAGGAUGACACUGCCCUCCGGGUUGUUUACCAGGGAAACGUCUACUUGGGAGGGUGUGCUAACUGCUUUCAAUGGAGCGGAGUGCAGUGGUCCCCUGCCUAUUGACGCAGUGCUGUGGAUCCGAAAUAAAGACGAAGACAACCACAGACCUGGGUUCAUUGAGGGCUACUGUAACAACAUACACAAGGGCAAAAUCCGAGUUGGAAUCAAUAUUGGAAAUUGUGCAGGAUAUGGAAAUUCUGAUGGUAACACAGGCUGGAAUUCAUUUUCCCGUUUGAUCAUUGAAGAAGUUCCUCGCUCCCAGUAG
Molecule: messenger RNA, 689 nt
Organism: Porites lobata
Lineage: Eukaryota; Metazoa; Cnidaria; Anthozoa; Scleractinia; Poritidae
Source: the annotation of a GenBank genome assembly